AUGGAUAGUCAAGGCAACUCUCAAGAUUCUGGCUGUGAUGAGCCCAGCUCCCCCAGCUGCUCCGAGGACAGCUCUACCCUGGAACCACAAACCAAGAUACACGAUCCAUUCGCUGAGUUGAGCCCCUCAGAGCAGUCCAGUAUCAUGUCUGCUCAUCUACAACGCUACGAAGAGCGUAUGACGGACAGCAACAAGCGAACGCUACAUCGUGUGCUGGACAUAAUCUCGGCUACAGAAGGCGACGACGCAAUUCAUCUGGACAUCCUAGCAACACACAUGGGCAGAGAAUCUCGUACAAUUUGCGACCAAAAGACUUGGCCGGGUUACAUUCAACUCGAGCAAGAGAUUGUUCGGCCGAGCGACUUGAAAACCUCUGAGGAUUGGGUUUCGUCUGGAGUCCUUUGUCUGUACGAGGAAGAAUUCGUUGCCAGCUUUUUGCGGGAUCUCAAAAUUGUCGUGCGCAACAAGGCCGAUAAAGACCUGCUAGGGACUGCGACAGAAACAUUUGAUCUUCCAGCAGAAUACUGCGAGUUUGCCAGGCAGUGCGGCGGAAUCUUCUACGAGAACUACGACAGGACGAGAUUUACAUGUCCAUUCGGAUCGCAAUUUUAUCAUCCCGAAGACAUGGCUGUCCCUCUUGAGAGGAUGACCAGGAUAUUUAACGACGAUGGUUACUUCGAGGUCGCUGCUGGCUGGAGAGUAGGUGAUAAUGAACUUACCACAUCUCUGUAUUACAUGCUUUGCAGAGUCACAGCCGACAUGGACGAGCCAUGGCAGUGGAGGAUUGGUUACUUCGACUACGAUACUCCUGACAUGCGUCUCUGGGAGAACCUCCCUGACUUCCUCGAGUGGUACUCCGAAGGCUAUGAUCGUGUUAUCUGGGAGAACGUUGAAGGAACAAUUGAGAGGAUACAUGAAACAUGUUUGGAAGAGUUGGAGGGAGGACAGACUAGAUAG
Messenger RNA from Aureobasidium musti, 957 nucleotides. NCBI's taxonomy places the organism in Eukaryota, Fungi, Ascomycota, Dothideomycetes, Dothideales, Saccotheciaceae. The record is from the annotation of a GenBank genome assembly.